GUGUGAGGAGGUGAAGGGUCACCACACUCCGGUCUGCAGGAGGAGGAGGAGGAGCUAACCGCCGGCACACUGCGACCCGAGCAGUCCGUACAACAUGGCCACCGGGUCGGAUGAGAAGACCCUCCGCACCGGCCUAUAGUGGUCAUCACCCCAAGUCCAAGCCUGACAGGGAGGAUGACGACGAUACUUCCAUGACCUCCUUUGGUGUUGCCGUCCGAGGCCUCCCCCUGACCUUGGCGUCCAUGACACAAGCCACUGCCGCGGACUCCCGCUUCCACCCCAAAUGGCGGGCGAUCACUGUGGCGACCCUGCUGGCUUUAGUGCUCAUGUUGUACCUGCACCGCACAGUGGGGGACAGAGACAAUGCCACCAGAGGCUACUACCGCAACAGGGUUCACAGUUUGCAAAUGCACAGUGAGGGUGAGGAUGACAUCUUCAAAGACGCUAACAGACAAAAUGCACGAGGCCUCUCCCACCACCAGAGAAGGGACAAACCUUACAAUGACACGUACCCGUUGAGUCCGCCGGAGAAGACCAGGCACGGCAUCCGCUACCGUAUUGGUGUGAUCGCAGAUCUGGACACGGCGUCGCGUAGCUCAAAGGACCAGACGUGGUUCAGCUACAUGAAAAGAGGUCACCUGACUGUUUCAGACAGUGCUGACAGGCUGGAGGUGGAGUGGGACGCCGAGACGGUCACGCUGGAGAGUCAUCUGGCUGAGAAGGGACGAGGUAUGGAGCUGUCCGAGCUGGUGGCGUUCAACGGUCACCUGUACAGUGUGGACGACCGCACAGGCGUGGUGUACAGGAUCGAAGGUAGCCGGGCUGUCCCCUGGGUUAUACUACCCGACGGCGACGGCUCGGUCUCCAAAGGGUUCAAGGCAGAGUGGCUGGCAGUGAAAGAUGAGCACCUGUAUGUUGGCGGCCUGGGCAAAGAGUGGACCACGACCUCUGGAAAAGUGGUCAACAACCACCCAGAGUGGGUGAAAGUCGUCGGCUACCACGGUGAUGUGCAGCACGAGAACUGGGUGCCGUACUACAACGCCCUGCGGAGCGCAACGGGGAUACAACCACCAGGCUACCUUAUCCAUGAAUCAGCGGCGUGGAGUGAGCGUCUCCAGCGCUGGUUCUUCCUCCCUCGCCGUGCCAGUCACGAGCACUACGAAGAGACCGCAGACGAGCGGCGCGCCACCAACCUCCUGCUGUCCUGCUCGGCAGACUUCAGCCACAUAACAGUUCGGCACGUCGGCCCGCUCAACCCGACCCACGGGUUCUCCUCGUUCAAAUUUGUCCCGGACACGGACGAUCAGAUUGUUCUGGCCCUGAAAUCAGAGGAGGACGCCGGCCGGAUUGCCACCUACAUCAUUGCAUUCACACUGGACGGUCGGGUGCUGAUGCCGGAGACAAAGAUAGGGAAUGUGAAGUUUGAAGGACUGGAGUUUAUUUGACAGCGCUGACGGGUCCUCCAAGAAGAUUAAGAAGUGGUCUGUGUACUUACAACACUGUUGUUUUCAGUCUUUAGUAUUACAUUCCCCUCUCUCAGUUCUACUGUGCAAUAAUGAGGUAUGACCCAAAAAAUAUAUAUUUCUUAAUUAUAUAUUAUAAUAAUAUUGUAUGAUAAUUGAAAGGAACAAUAGAAGGUAAAAGGGCAGGAGAGCGUCACCAAUAAUUGAACAAUUCAGUUCUUGUGCGACCGGUUUCUGUGACUAGCUACACACACCGGCCGCACAGAAAAUGGUCAUAUAAGAUCUUUUAAUGCUUUUAUAAUUAAACACUACUUAUAUUCCAGAGGAGUCGGGCUAGAUUACUAUAAAUGAGUAGACGUCAGUUUAUACAACACCAGGUAAUGUGGAUCUACUCUCAUGCAGCCAAACUCUGCUGGUCGGACACUCAGGGGAAUAAACAGGAUUAGAUAUUUUAAGGAAUAGAAAGAAUUACCUUAAAUAACUUGAAAUAUUAAACUCAUACAUUGCUUUGUUUUAUCCUACCUGCUCAAACACACUGAAGUCUCUGUUAUUAGAUUUAUACUGAUGUCAUAGUGGGUCUAGCGACUUGAUGCAUUUCAACUUCUGAUUCAUAAACUACAUGCUUUAAGUUUUAAUGAACAGGACCACCUCAUAUAUAUUUUUCACAUAUGUUAAUAAACUGAAUAUCCAUAUCUUCUCAAGCCAGAGAAUAAGUGAAACACCAGCUAUUUUAUUUAAACAGAAACCAUUUAUAUGUUAAAUUUGUAUCCUCUCAAAAUACAAAU
Molecule: messenger RNA, 2248 nt
Organism: Anoplopoma fimbria (sablefish)
Lineage: Eukaryota; Metazoa; Chordata; Actinopteri; Perciformes; Anoplopomatidae
Gene: cant1b
Product: calcium activated nucleotidase 1b
Exons: 5
Coding region: 111-1445 (444 amino acids)
Biological process (GO): proteoglycan biosynthetic process
Molecular function (GO): GDP phosphatase activity; calcium ion binding; UDP phosphatase activity
Source: RefSeq, a predicted model, not a curated record